Messenger RNA from Suillus subalutaceus, 1371 nucleotides. RefSeq names its product methyltransferase-domain-containing protein. The record is from RefSeq and is a predicted model, not a curated record. Lineage: Eukaryota; Fungi; Basidiomycota; Agaricomycetes; Boletales; Suillaceae. Gene Ontology annotation, molecular function: rRNA (adenine) methyltransferase activity. The transcript has 5 exons. The coding region runs from base 62 to 1249 and encodes 395 amino acids. Gene Ontology annotation, biological process: rRNA methylation; ribosomal large subunit biogenesis. Gene Ontology annotation, cellular component: nucleolus.
GGGAUCAAUAACAUCAAUAAUUUCGCAGGACUGUUUUCAACUCGUCACGUCCUAAUUUCUGAUGGCACUAUUCGAGGUUCCUGGGUGGUCUGUGCCUACUGCUCCAGUCUCAAAAUUGGCACAGUCAACUUCCAAGAAACGUAAGCGACCCGCAGCUCAAGAUGCUGAUAAAAUGCAAUCCGUCGAGGUCAACCUAGACAAGCUUAUGCAGAAGUUCGGAAGUGUUGGAAAACACCAGGAGGAUAAGCAAGGGCCCAAGAAGAAAAAGAAGAUUCACGGGAAGACCACUGGGGGGCUAGAUGCCAAGGUUGAACACGCAACCUCUAACAAGGGACAGGAGAAGGUUUCAUCCCCCCCUGGUGGGUCCAUUAAGGGGAGCGCAGUCGAACAAUCAGUGAAGGGGGGUUCGGGGCUGCGCAAGAAGAUGAUAAAGCAAAAGAAGAGCUCGAAGCCCGAUGGUGGAAAAUCUGAGCAACAGCCACAAAAUGUUUCGCCCACACUUGAUGAAGUCUCAGGCCUCACGAGCUUGCAGAGGGGUAUGAAAGAGAGUCUUGAUGGUGCUCGAUUCAGGUGGAUAAAUGAAUUGCUCUACAAAUCCGACAGCUCAGAGGCGGUGAGAAUGAUGAAAGAAGACCCAGCGGUCUUUCAUGAUUAUCACUCCGGUUUUCGACACCAGGUGCAGUCGUGGCCAUCAAAUCCUGUGUCACAUUACAUUUCUCAGUUGUCAUCCUACCCUCAAAACACAAUCAUAGUAGAUCUCGGCUGCGGGGAUGCGACGCUUGCUCGCGGCCUUUCUCUGAAGAAGCUGAAAGUACUGUCUUUUGACCUAAUAUCCGACGGUGCCUAUAUCGUGGAGGCGGACAUAUGUUCACAUGUGCCUCUUCCCGGUUCUGAACCUUCAUCGUCUCAGAUGUCUGAAGGUGAAGCGCAGGUUGUGGAUGUGGUUGUGUGUGCCCUUAGCCUUAUGGGAACCAACUGGCCUGUGUGCAUCCGGGAAGCGUGGAGGGUUCUGAAACCCGGGGGGGAGCUAAAAAUAGCAGAAGUUGCCAGUCGCUUUACUGAUGUGGAUGAAUUUGUGUCGUUAAUUAACUCUGUUGGAUUCAAGAUGAAAGCAAAGGACGAUCGCAACAGUCAUUUUACAUUGUUUGAAUUCAAGAAAAUAGCUCGCACAUCGCGGACGGGUAAAGAGUGGUCGAAAGUGAUAUCGAAUGGUGGCAUUCUGAAACCUUGCGAAUACAAGAGAAGAUGAGGAUUCUCGAUUCCGUAGUCAGAUUUGGCCUACUUCGAAAGCAACGACUGUCUUGAAGCAACCUUGAAACUUGAGGCCUUGAAGCUUGAAGUCCUAUCUAUUGACAUAUAGGGGAUCCCUUG